AGCCUUUCUCCAGUGCCUCUGCCCCCUGGCCCGUGUCCCCCCGCAGAGGGGCCCUGAAGAGCUGCCCAUAGGGACACGGCUGUGUGGGCCCUGCCGUGCCUGGAGGGGCCUGUCAGCACCGCUUCCUCUGUGCCCCCACAGCCCCACUGAGGAUGGGGUUUGGCGGCAGCACCCCAUAGAAGCCUGCCACGUGCCAGGGUGGAGGUGGGGGGUUCUUAAUGCCCUGAGUAGGGGCAGAGAUACCCGGGGUAGGACUGGGCAUCAAUGUGCCGUGUAGACACAGAUGAGAUUGGGGGCCGACCAACGUGCCACCAGGGUAUGGGACUUGGACCCCUGUACCACCUGGUGGUGAUGGGACCGGUGACCCCCAUGGCAACCAGGGCUCAGUUCACGGCCAACCCUGUCACCAUCACAGCAGGGCUAUGGGUGUCCCUGUCAACAUCAUAGUGAGGGCAUGGGGACCCCCAGGUCCCUAUCCCAAUUGUGAGGCAGCAGGGUGCCACGUGCCCUGUGCCCGGCAGGAUGGACCCUGCCCAUCACCACCCCCAGGAACACUCUGUCCAAAGGGCAGUCGCCCACCCGUGACGGCCACUGGCAGCCUUGGGACACACCACCAUCACUGCUUGCCCACAGCCCACAGGGACCCGCAGCCACAAGGGCCAUGCAGAUCCUGACGUGCCCGGCCCAUUUGCAGCGCCUGGAGGCCGCCCUGCGCAGCAGCCUGCCUCGUGCCCUGCCGGUGUAUGGGGCUGUGCUGAACAUCAACCGUGGCAACCCCGGGGACUUCGAGGUGGCAGUGGAUGCCUGGCCCAACUUCGGUGCUGUGCUGGCGCGGCAGAGAGGAGAGGCGCCGCUGAAUGACAGCUACAGGAACCUGUGCAGCGCCUUCUACUGGGAUGUGGGUGCCUACCGCGCCCUGCUGGAGAGCCCGGGCUGCCUGCGUUGGGACUCCGCUUUCCACAUCUUCGGGCUGCAGGAUGGCGUGCUGACGGUGUCCCAGGACAUUGCAUCGGCCAAGGGCGUAGACCUGGAGGUGACUGAGUACUACACCUACCUGCACACUGACACCAGCACUCUACCAGAGCCACAGCUGGACCCUGACCUGCAGCUGGGCACACUGAGCCCGGCGCAUGUGGAGCUGCUGGACUCAACGUGGGCAUACGGGGGGAACGCGUGGAGCCGGCGCUACCUGGGGGAGCUGCUGCGCCGGUUCCCCUACCUAUGCCUUCAGGACUCGGCCGGGGAUCUCGUGAGCUGGGUGCUGAGCGACGGCUUUGCAUCCGGAGCGCACGGCUACACGGUGCCCUCCCAGCGGGGCCGCGGACUGAUGCGGGCGCUGACGAUCAUAGCUGCCCGGCGGGCGCACGGCCGCGGCUUCCCGUCGUAUGGCCACACGGCCUUAGGGAACCGGGGGAUGCAGCUGCUGCAAGAGAAUUUGGGGUACAUCCGGCUGCCGGGGCUGUGCCGCUUCGUGCUGCACAACCCUGCGCUGGCGCGGACUGCGCCCUGAGUGCCCCCCGGGGAGAAAUGUGUGAAUAAAAGCAAACGAACCGAAAAGAACCGACUGCAAAAUAAAAAAGGAACGAGCGAAAAACAGCAACUCGCAAAGAAACACUGAGAAAAAAAAACACCAACGAACCAACCGACCAAUGGUGAACGACGUAAACAACCGAAAAGGUGCAAAAAGCGAAGCGCCAAUGAAUGACCCGACAGAAUAACCGAGACAGAACGGCCCGACCGGCCAAAAAAAUACAAAACAAAAAAAAGACCAAGAAAAACGAUUAAAGAGAAACCA
Messenger RNA from Lagopus muta (rock ptarmigan), 1795 nucleotides. RefSeq names its product glycine-N-acyltransferase like 3 (gene GLYATL3). The transcript has 6 exons. The record is from RefSeq and is a predicted model, not a curated record. Gene Ontology annotation, cellular component: mitochondrion. The coding region runs from base 662 to 1510 and encodes 282 amino acids. Gene Ontology annotation, molecular function: glycine N-acyltransferase activity. Lineage: Eukaryota; Metazoa; Chordata; Aves; Galliformes; Phasianidae.